Messenger RNA from Hypoxylon fragiforme, 348 nucleotides. RefSeq lists its product as uncharacterized. The coding region runs from base 58 to 291 and encodes 77 amino acids. The record is from RefSeq and is a predicted model, not a curated record. The transcript has a single exon. Lineage: Eukaryota; Fungi; Ascomycota; Sordariomycetes; Xylariales; Hypoxylaceae.
UUUUCAGCGUUGUCACUUUUCAGCGUUGUCCCUUUCCAGCGUUGUCACUUUUCAGCGAUGUCCUUUCCAGCGUUGUCACUUUUCAGCGAUGUCAUUUUCAGCGUUGUCACUUUUCAGCGUUGUACUUUCCAGACCCCAGCGACUUGUUUUCGACUGCUCGUUCUUUGCCUUUUGGUUACUGGCCACAGCGACUUCCGUAGCGUGUUGUUUUUCCCUCGACCUUCUGGCUUUUCCUGGUCGGUCCAGCGUUGUUUUUCCAUCACAUUCCUUUGGUCCGGCUUCUUGCCAUAGCGGUAUGUCCCUCGCUCCCCCCUCUACUAUUUAUUUGAUAUAUGAUUGGCCAUCUAC